Messenger RNA from Plasmodium malariae, 1734 nucleotides. RefSeq names its product heat shock protein DnaJ homologue Pfj2, putative. The transcript has a single exon. The record is from RefSeq and is a predicted model, not a curated record. The coding region runs from base 1 to 1734 and encodes 577 amino acids. Lineage: Eukaryota; Apicomplexa; Aconoidasida; Haemosporida; Plasmodiidae.
AUGUAUGUACGAAUGUCGUGCGGGAAUGGGUAUAUGAUGAGGAAAAGAGAAUUUAUAAGAGUUGAAAAGAUAAUAAUGAACGUUGGAAAUGUUAAGAGAAGAAAGAAGAUAACCAAUUUUCACCCAGUGAUUUUGUUAAUAUUAUCUUUUUUUUUGUCGUUUGCUAAUGGGAUGGAUUACUACAAAAGAUUAGGUAUAAAAAGAAAUGCAACAAAGGAAGAGAUUUCAAAAGCGUACAGAAAGCUAGCCAAGGAAUAUCACCCGGAUGUAGCACCGCAUAAAGAGAAGGAUUUUAUUGAAAUAGCAAAUGCAUAUGAAACGUUAUCAGAUCCCGAAAAAAGAAAAUUAUAUGAUAUGUAUGGGGAAAAUUAUUCGGAUAGUAAUCAAGGUUUCGGCGGUGGAGGGUUCGGUGGUCAAGGGUUUGGCGGUGGGGGUUUCGGUGGACAUGGAUUUCAUUUCGAUCAGGACGUUGUGAAUGAAAUAUUUCGACAAUUUGCAAGUGGAGGUAGGGGAGGAGAAGGUCGUACAGGAAAUUUCCAUUUUAAAUUUAGUUCCAGUAAUCAUGGUAGUUCUGGUCCAAAUUUUAAUCAUCCUCCUUUUGAAAAUGAAUAUGAAGAUAUAUAUAAAAAUGAAAUUUUAAAAAUUAAUUCAAAAAAUUUGGACUCAAUAAUUAAUGAUAUUACUUACGUAUUAGUUAUCAACUUUUAUUCUCCAUCAUGUUCUCAUUGUAAAUCUUUUAAAAAAAUGUAUUUACGAUUUACUAAAAAAUUUGAAGGUUAUAUCAACUUUGCUGUUGUUAAUUGCCAAGAUGAAAAGAGUAUAUGUAGAAAAUAUAAUGUCAAAUCAUUACCGCAUAUUAUUUUAAUGAAAAAGAAUAAAACAUAUGAAACUUUUUAUGGUCAGAGAACGGAAGAUUCACUUAUGUCUUUUAUAAAUAAUCAUAUACCUUACUCUUAUGUUGAAGUAUCAAAUGGAAAAAAAUUAGAUAAAUUUUUGACCAAAAAUGUAGACAUACCUAAAGUCAUAUUUUUUAUUUCGUAUAAUGACAAUACUGUAAUGUUAAAGGCAUUAUCUUUAGAAUUUGAAAAACGAAUUGAUAUGGCUGUUAUAUAUAAUAAAAAUUAUAAUAUUAUGAAACUUUUUAAAAAUAGAAAUAUUAAAACCCCAUCUUUACUAUUAGUAGAAGAUAUAGAUAAUAUGUCAGGUGAUAUAACACAGUUAAAAAAUUUUGACUUUAAUGUUUUAUCUUUAAAGUUAAGUCAUAUAUUUGCACAAAGUAGGUUACAGAAUAAUCUAUAUGGUCAUAUUACUACAUAUCAACAAUUAACAAAAAAAAAAUAUGAAUCGGGGCAAUGUUCAGAAAAAGAUUCCCAAAUAUGUUUUUUAAUUUUAAAAUUAUUAAAUAAUAGCUAUAAACAGUUUGAUCAGGAUAUAAAAAAGGUAGCAUCCAAUUUUAGUAGUGAUCCUAUAAAAAUUUUAUAUAUCAAUAUUUUUGAUCAACCGUAUAUUUUAGAAUCAUUCGGAUUAACAAAUACAUGUACACAUUCCAACUGCCUCAUUUUAGUUGCCUUCAGACCGAAGAGACAAAGAUUUCGUGUCUUUGAUGGAGAAGUAAAUAUGAACAGUGUUCAUAAUUUUGUUGAUAGUGUUGUUAGUGGGGCAAUAUCAAUCAACCAAAAUUUGAAAAGGCGCUUAAAGUUCGUUAAUACGUCGCAUUACGCAGAUGAGCUUUAG